AUGUCAAUUAGCGAAUCAUGUCCUAGCUAUAGUUCAUUUUUUGGAUUUGCGGGAGUAACUGCAGCGAUGACUUUAUCAUCCAUUGGUGCUGCUUAUGGGACAGCUGUUUCAGGAAUGGGGAUUGCAGGCAUUGGACAGUUCAAACAAGAGCUAAUUAUGAAGAGUUUUAUUCCAGUUGUCAUGAGUGGAAUAAUUGGUGUAAUAAUUUUGAAAGUAUAUGGGCUUGUCAUAUCUGUACUAAUAGCAGGAAAUCUUUCACCUAUGAAAAAUUAUUCGCUUUUUGAUGGAUUAAUACAUCUUGCUGCUGGUCUCUGUGUAGGAAUGACGGGAAUGGCAUCUGGUUAUAGCAUUGGUAUUAUUGGAGAUAGUGGUGUACGCUCAUAUAUGCGCCAACCAAAAAUAUUUGUUUCUAUGGUAUUAGUAUUAAUAUUCUCUGAAGUAUUAGGUCUUUAUGGACUUAUUGUUGCUCUCAUUUUAAGUAAAGUACAUCUUUUAUUUAUAUUUAUAUAA
Messenger RNA from Pneumocystis jirovecii RU7, 510 nucleotides. Its product is annotated as V-type ATPase, C subunit. Gene Ontology annotation, cellular component: proton-transporting V-type ATPase, V0 domain. Bases 1 to 510 code for a protein of 169 amino acids. NCBI's taxonomy places the organism in Eukaryota, Fungi, Ascomycota, Pneumocystomycetes, Pneumocystales, Pneumocystaceae. Gene Ontology annotation, biological process: proton transmembrane transport. Gene Ontology annotation, molecular function: proton-transporting ATPase activity, rotational mechanism. The transcript is spliced from 9 exons. The record is from RefSeq and is a predicted model, not a curated record.